This is a messenger RNA of Neurospora tetraspora, 1755 nucleotides long. RefSeq names its product acyl transferase/acyl hydrolase/lysophospholipase. Lineage: Eukaryota; Fungi; Ascomycota; Sordariomycetes; Sordariales; Sordariaceae. The record is from RefSeq and is a predicted model, not a curated record. The transcript has 3 exons. Gene Ontology annotation, biological process: arachidonate metabolic process. Gene Ontology annotation, cellular component: membrane. Gene Ontology annotation, molecular function: protein binding. The coding region runs from base 1 to 1755 and encodes 584 amino acids.
AUGCCUUCUGAUGAUGAGAUCGUCAACAUCCUUUCGCUGGAUGGCGGAGGAGUCCGUGCCUUGUCAGAAGUCAUGAUGCUUGAUAGGAUCAUGAAAAGGAUCCAAGAGAAGAACGGCCUCACGGAGAUUCCGAAACCGUGCGAUUACUUCCACUUGAUCGGAGGUAUUGGCACUGGAGGAAUCGCUGCCAUACUUUUCGGAAGGCUACGCAUGACGACUACCGAGGCUCUUACGGGGUAUGAGAACAUUGCCAGUGAGAUUUUCAGUACCCGAAAGAGGAGGCUUGAGUUCUCCAUCGAUUUCAGAGAGGAAAAGGUCGAGAAGGGGAUGAAGAAGGUCAUGAAAGACCGCAAAGACGGCAAUCUAAUGAGAGACGAAAAGGGGGAACGUUCCACCGGGAAGUCGUUUGUGGUUGCUCGACGAUCGGAUGGUUCCUUACGCCGAAUACGUGCCUACCGUCACGGGCAGAAUCAACAGAACCUCACCAUCUAUGAAGCUGCAAGGGCAACUGCAGCGAGCAUAGAGUCCUCCGGGGACCGGUAUUUCGCUGAUGAUACCAAAGACUACAAGAACCCAAUAAGAGAAGUGCUUGAGGAGGCAACAGAAGUCCUGGAGAACACAGCCAAGGUUGGUUGUGUUUUGAGCCUUGGGGCAGGCACCAAAGACAUACACAACCGCUACGAACCGACAAAAGAUGGCAAAAAACGACACACCGAAAAGACCGAUAACGAUAUGAGGAGGCGUUUCGCUAAUGUCCCAGACACAUACUUUCGGCUCAAUGUCUAUGACAUGGCCGACAAAGUCGAAGCUAAUAAAUCCCACGAGAUUCCCGCGGUAAAGAGCGAAACAGAGCGGUGGCUAGGCACAAGUGCCAUAAGAGGUGUAAUCGACAGAAUCGUCGACGUCCUCACCAACGGCACCACAUCAGGUGUGACCGUCGACAAACUCACGCUGGAUGAAAUAAACCCCAAGCUGAAGCAGGGGGAAACCGCCGAAUCUCCCACAACACAUCCAGUGUCCCAAGCCAACACAAACCCAAAGCAACCCACACACAACAACAAUGACAUGGACCCGGACGACCCUACCUACCGCUCAGAACAAGCCGACCUCUGGGCUCAAUACUCCGAAUACGCCUCCACCCUCGGCCCUUCCUCGCCCGAAUCCCUCACCCUCCUCGACCGCAUUUUCGAACAUAUGCUUACCCACAAGCACCUCUCCUGCUCGCUCCGCGUCGCCGAGGAGGCCUACAAGCGCUGUCUCGCACGCAACGGCCCCUCCGCGCUCACUACCAGCUCACAUUUCGGUAGUGUCAUCAAGGCGCAGAUACUUCUAGGCGAGGUCUUCCGCGCUUAUGAUCUUCAGGAGGAGCUGGUUAGUCUUUUCACGAAAACAUUAGGUCCUGAGCAUGCGAUUACACAGCAGGCGAUGGAGACGCUGGAGAAGCUGAGGGAAAAUAAAAGAAAAAGGGAGUGGGGGAUGGAGAGCGCCAUGUCGAUCAUGAUGAAGCAUGAGGAUUGGGUGAGGGGAAGGCCGGAGGCGGUGUUGAGGGUUGAAAUCGGGGAUGAGGGGUAUGAGCAGAGGGGUAGGGAUUAUGUAAACGCGGUUGUAGUAUACGCGGCGGUCCAGGUGGGGGAUGUUUGUAAGGCUAGGGGGGGAUGUAAAGAGAGGGGGUUUGGGGAGGUGGAUGGUAGGUUGGGGAUAAGUGCUUCUAAGGAUGCUGAGAUGGAGAUGGGGUUGGUUGAUGAUUUUAGUUAG